Suillus subaureus is the source of this 1359-nucleotide messenger RNA. RefSeq lists its product as uncharacterized. The record is from RefSeq and is a predicted model, not a curated record. The transcript has 3 exons. Bases 1 to 1359 code for a protein of 452 amino acids. Lineage: Eukaryota; Fungi; Basidiomycota; Agaricomycetes; Boletales; Suillaceae.
AUGGAGUUUGUUCUUGCUGUGAGGAAUGCUUCACUUGAUGAUCCAAUUGCAAAAUUGAGCGAUGAUGCUCUCGAGUGGCUCCGUAAUCCCCCCCACGGACCUAUUGUUAUCAACAGCCCAGGAGUUCAUCAAAGUAUCUCAAUGUACCUCGCACUUGAGCAUGCUUCACAAGAUGCAUACAAUUGCAUUCGCAGAGCUACUGCCCGGAAUUUUGGUGGUGCAGAUGGUGUUGACAACCUGCUCAGCUUCUACAAUGUCAAGAAACUCAUUACUCAAUACACUGGUGUUGAAUCCAUCGAGCACGAUAUGUGCCCCAAAUCUUGCCUAGCAUUCACCGGCCCAUACGCAGACUUGGACCAAUGUCCUUUGUGCACCAUGUCACGCUGGGACCAGGCCAAGCUUCAAGCAAGCAAUGGGCACAAUAAAGUUGCUGCUCAGAAGUUCAUCACUAUACCUCUAGGCCCACAGCUCCAGUCACUAUAUCGCGACUCCGAGAACGCACAUAAUAUGCGCUAUCUUCACAAAUGCAUGCAGGAGAUUUUGGCACAGAUAGAGAGAACCAUGGAGAUUCCCAUCAUUGAUGAUAUUGCCAUGGGGUACGAUUACCUUGGCGCUGUUCUUGAUGGCGACAUCAAGGCAAAUGACAUAGUUCUGAUGGUAUCACUCGACAGGGCGCAGCUUUAUGAAAGCAAACAGUCUGAUUGCUGGAUGUACGUGUGGGUCAUCCUGAACCUCGCACCUGACAAACGCUAUUGGAAACUGCAUAAUGUAGACUCCUUCCUUGCUGUCGGUAUCCACCAUCUUGCAGCACUUCAAAAUGAAGGACUUGCCAUGUGGGAUGCAUCUCACGAUGCCCACUUCACCUCGGAUCUCCACCUACUUUACACAACUGCUGAUGGCCCCAGACUUGUUUAUUGGGAUGGGAUGGAUCAGUGUGUCGAGGGUAGUGAUCAUCCUGACAUUGACGUCUGCAAACUCCCUCCAGGAGGAUCAGCAGAUUAUGCCAAAAAUCUAUUUCAGCUUGUAGUGUCUCCAAAUCAAUGGCAGUUGGACCUCCGAAAAAUCAAAACAGGUAUCAUGAAGCCUCCCCUUAUUAUGGGCCUUAGCCCAUCUCACUGUCUCAGCAUCCCUCACUGCAUGACCACAGACAUCAUGCACCUUGCUGCAAACCUGAGUGAUCUGUGUCUCAAUCUCUGGCAUGGAACAAUGGACUGUGGCACCAUGGAUGAUAUAGCUAUGUGGGAUUGGGCAGUCCUUCAAGACACAGAAACUUGGAGUACGCAUGGAGAAUUAGUCAAACACACAGGUCUGUAUUUGCCCCCCUCAUUCGACCAGAAACCACGAAACAUCGCCAAUUGA